This is a messenger RNA of Myxocyprinus asiaticus (Chinese sucker), 1049 nucleotides long. RefSeq names its product Kazal-type serine peptidase inhibitor domain 2 (gene kazald2). The transcript has 4 exons. Bases 129 to 1040 code for a protein of 303 amino acids. Gene Ontology annotation, cellular component: extracellular region. Gene Ontology annotation, molecular function: insulin-like growth factor binding. The record is from RefSeq and is a predicted model, not a curated record. NCBI's taxonomy places the organism in Eukaryota, Metazoa, Chordata, Actinopteri, Cypriniformes, Catostomidae. Gene Ontology annotation, biological process: regulation of cell growth; regulation of signal transduction.
AGCCCUUCAAGAGUUGGCCUGCUACACUGAGAAAAAAUUACUUCUGCUAUCCAAAACACGGUUUGGAUACGGUUCUAAACAGGACCUUUUUAAGUGACUUUGGCCAAGUAUAACCUUGGACAAUCACAAUGCCUUGUUUACCACUCAUGCUAGUACUGAUGCUAGCUUCAGUAUUUGACUCUUACCAUUUGGAGCACGUUGGCCGUUUUGACUGGCAGAAGAGUGUUCGACCAGGGGAGGGUUGCCCUAAAAUGUGUUACCCUGAGAGAUGCCCAGAUGUCAGGCUGCUGCAGGGCUGUCCAGGCGGGCUGGUGCGUGACCAAUGUAGGUGUUGUUGGGAAUGUGGGAACGGUGAGGGGCAACUUUGUGACCCUGAGCUCCACACUGGGUCUACUUUCUAUGGCCGUUGUGCUGAAGGUCUUCGCUGCAGGGCUCCACGCAGUUACAUAGCAGGUGAGCCCAGAGCGAUCUGCGUGUGCAGAAAGCACGAAGCUCUUUGUGGUUCAGAUGGGAAGACAUAUAAGAAUGCAUGCCAAUUGCGGGCGGCCCAACACAAGCAAGGCAAAGGUCAUGUACUGACAAUGGUACACCACGGACCCUGCAAGGCAAAGCCGGUUAUCACUUAUGCUCCCCGUGACAUCAUCACACCCAAAGGAAGUGACGUCAUCUUUUCCUGCGAGGUUUCGUCAUAUCCACUGGCCUCCAUUCUGUGGAGGAAAGAGGGGGAUACUGUUUCUUUUCCUGCUGAUGACUCAAGCACAGCUGUACAGGCCCGUGGAGGCCCUCGGCGGUUUGAGUUGACCGGCUGGCUUCAGAUUCAGGGAGUCGGUCCGAACGAUUCAGGUGUGUACAAAUGUACCGCCAGGAAUUCCUUCGGAGAGGUGUCUGCCUCUGCCAGAUUACAGGUUACACACACAGGCUCUCAGUUGACCAAAGAUCUCCGGCAGAAUGAAAAAGGAGCUUAUAAAAUAUUGGACGAAGAGGAGAACAUAGAUGAUGAAGAUUAUGAGGGCCAGCCAAGUGGAUACAUGUAUUUGUAAGAUAUAGAG